This is a messenger RNA of Etheostoma cragini (Arkansas darter), 3172 nucleotides long. RefSeq names its product RNA binding protein fox-1 homolog 3-like. Gene Ontology annotation, molecular function: mRNA binding. The coding region runs from base 858 to 1895 and encodes 345 amino acids. NCBI's taxonomy places the organism in Eukaryota, Metazoa, Chordata, Actinopteri, Perciformes, Percidae. The transcript is spliced from 12 exons. Gene Ontology annotation, cellular component: cytoplasm; nucleus. Gene Ontology annotation, biological process: nervous system development; regulation of alternative mRNA splicing, via spliceosome. The record is from RefSeq and is a predicted model, not a curated record.
CCCGGUUGAAAGCCUCUGAGCUACUGUACCUUGUGGUGAUCUCCAGCUUCUCCCACCCCCCCAGCCUUUCCAGCACUCUUCACCCAGGAAUGCUGUAGAAGAAAGUCUGUCUCAGACUUGCCUCACCUCAAAACAGAGCUGCUGGACUGUGCUGCCCGGAUCAAGAGACAAAGGAAAGCAAAGAGAGAGAGUGCGCUCAGAAUAAGAGACAAGCUUUAGUGGAUGGCAGUGAAAUAGAGAGCAGGAUAGUUUACAGCAAGCAAACAAAAAAAGAGGAGGCAGGGAGAGCUGAGCAGGCAGGAAAAGGUGGCAAGUUGGAGAAGAGGAGGAAGAAGAAGCAGGAGAAGUGAAGUCAAAAACAAUAAACGAGGGGAGGUACAGUAACAACGCCUCACAGCACUUUCUCUCCUUGUUGCCUCUCUAUUUACUCUUUUUUUCUUUCCUCUUUGGUGAAGAAGCAGAAGAAGAGUUUUUUGAAAGGUUCAGGGGAGGAGAAGCAGCGUGAGAGCCCCAGUGGCGACUCUAAGAGACAAAGUCGCGCUUCGCAAGAGUCAGCGGGAGAGGAAGACCAACUGUCUUCAGUGGCAAAGGGACACAUAAAAGAGACUGCGCUACAAAACCACAAACAAAGGGGCAACUAGCUGUCGGUCAGAUAACACUGAGCAGAGCAGCGUUGGCACAAAAAAAAAAAAAAAAAAAGUGACUGAAGAAGAUCAGUGCAGAACAGGACAGAUAUACUGAAAACACACCAACAAAGACAAACAGACAGAGGAAAAAGAGGAAGAGCGCAGGCCUCUCCGGUGUCUUUUCAUAUCUCCGUCUUCCACCCUCUGGUCUCCCAUCCCUUCUCAGCCGAGAUGAUGAUGUAUUUUUGGGGUAACCAAGAGGCCCCAGCUCCCCCUGAAGCCAUGGCCCAACCCUUCCCACAGGCCCAGUACCCCCCUCCCCCACAGAAUGGGAUCCCAGCUGAGUAUGCCACGCCCCACACCCAUCCACCGGCAGAAUACACAGGACCAAGCACGGUGGCCGAGCACACCCUGACACUCUACACGCCUACACACACACAGAGCGAACAGCCGGGAAAUGACAGCAAUACCCCCACUCUCACAGCCAACACAGUAACCCAGGCAGAAGAAGUUGCACAGACGGAGGGCUCCCAGCAGCUCCACCUGCAGUCCAGCGACUCGUUGGAAAAGCAGCAGCCCAAGAGGUUACAUGUCUCCAACAUCCCUUUCCGUUUCCGAGACCCUGACCUCCGGCAAAUGUUUGGGCAAUUUGGCAAGAUUUUAGACGUGGAGAUUAUUUUUAAUGAGCGAGGCUCUAAGGGCUUUGGGUUUGUAACAUUUGAAACGAGUGCAGAUGCUGACCGUGCACGGGAGAAACUAAAUGGUACAAUCGUAGAGGGACGCAAAAUAGAGGUCAACAAUGCCACAGCCAGAGUAAUGACAAACAAAAAGGUGGCAAACCCUUAUACAAAUGGCUGGAAGCUGAAUCCAGUGGUUGGAGCAGUAUAUGGCCCUGAAUUUUAUGCAGUGACAGGGUUUCCAUACCCCAGUACAGGAGCAGCUGUGGCCUAUAGAGGGGGCCAUUUGAGAGGGAGGGGACGCGCUGUCUACAACACGUUCCGUGCUGCACCUCCUCCUCCACCCAUCCCUGCCUAUGGAGCUGUGGUCUACCAGGAUGGCUUUUAUGGAGCAGAAAUAUAUGGAGGGUAUGCAGCUUACAGAUAUGCCCAGCCAGCUGGUACUGCUGCAGCUGCUUACAGUGACAGUUAUGGCAGAGUCUAUGCAACAGCAGACCCAUAUCACCAUACGAUUGGUCCUGCAGCCACAUACAGUGUGGGCACUAUGGCUAGCCUUUACAGAGGAGGGUGCAGUCGCUUCACUCCCUACUAGAAAAGAGAGAGACACGCCCCUUUUCCUUCCCCGCAAAACAGACCAAAAAAAUCAGCAACAAAUGACUAAAUAACCUUCUUCACCCUCUUCAUGGAACACUAAAAACAAAAUGCUUCCAGGUGGCAAAGUGACCCUGAAAUGCAAGAAUCACUCUUAAGUUGCUCUACCAUUUACCGAGUGUACACAUUGUCAUGUAUUAAAGUAAUGUGUUUAUUUUUGUUACUCUGUGUUGACUUAAAUGUAUUUGCAUUGUUAUGUCUGUAGUGGAAAAAAAUACAAGUAUAGUCAAAAUUGACAAAGUGGGGAAAGAGUUGAAAUAAGAUAUUUUUAGUCUACCUCUUUUUCUCUCUAAAUUGUUUGUCUGCAACUCAGAUCCUUGGGGGUGGCGCCAGUUUUAUUACCUUCUAAUUUCCCUACCUGUAUUGUUUCAAUUAGUAAUUUCCCACAUAUAGUACAUUAAAAGCACUGAUGUUCAGCAAUUCCAGUUUAAGCAACACAUUUCAGAUUGGAUUUAUUAGGUAAAUGAUACAACCAGUUCACCCCCUUAGAGAACUGGCUCCAUUCAAAGUGAAACAAUAACUGGAGCUGAGUUUCAGACUGAUUUAAUGGGACUCAGAGCUGCCCAAAGGAGGUUAAAGGAGAAUUCCAGGUGCCAGUUGUCCAACAUGUAGCUCUGUUGUUUGUAAAUUUUGAGUGCUGUCAGUAGAGAAGAAAAUGAAAACAAUCAGUGCAGCCUACACCAUGUUAUCCCCCUGCUAGCAAUAGCACCCAACAGGCUGAAACAGGGCAAGUUUUAAAUGAGUUUUUAGCCUCUUAACAUGUUCAAAAUGUCAUUAAAACUACCUAUACAUGUGAAGUGAUUCAUUCAGAGUGAAUACAGCGAAUCUAAAUGCUGUAGAUUAAAAGAAAGGCAUACAAGUUCUGCUAAUUCAGCUGUGUUUAAUUCCAGUGUCAAGACAGCAAUUAGAGUGCUUAGGGACUGUCUACAAACUACAACACUGAAAGGAGAUAAAACUAAAAUGUGUAGGCUAUCAAUUUAAUGAAUAAAAAAGGUAGUGUCUCCAAACGUACCUCAAUUAUAACUUGUCUCCUGCUAGUUGCAGUUACUUGAAAAAAAAUAAGCAUAUGCUUAUUUUUGAAAAUAAGUUUGUAUCUCUUUUUGGUGUUGUGGCUUGUAGACGGUCCCAAAGCACUCCUUGCAUUAUCAACACCAUACCUAAACAGGGCUGAAUUGGCACAACUUUCAUGCAUUUUGUUCACUCGACCAGAAUACUCAG